Chironomus riparius is the source of this 1221-nucleotide messenger RNA. The record is from the annotation of a GenBank genome assembly. Lineage: Eukaryota; Metazoa; Arthropoda; Insecta; Diptera; Chironomidae.
CUUUUUGGACAACAACAAAAACAGUUCAUACAAUAUUUCUUAAAAUAAGUGAAUUAAGUAGUAACAAGUAUGUCAACCAAAUCAUUCUUUGCGAUUUUUAAAAGACCCUCAAUAUUGUGGCCAUCUGCAAUAGCUACAAGCUUUGGAAUAGCAUUUAUAAUCAAAGAUUCGCUGCAAGGCGAAGUCUUUAAGAAUCCUAUAAGUCAAGAGGGCAAAGUAUUUAUUGUGACUGGUGCAAAUACAGGAAUUGGCAAAGAAACAGCAAGAGAUUUAGCAAAAAGGAAAGGAACAGUUUAUAUGGCAUGUAGAAGCUUAUCAAAAUGUGAAGAAGCAAGGAAAGAAAUCAUAUUAAGCUCAAAGAACAAGAAUGUCUAUUGUCGUGAGCUGGAUCUGACGAGUUUUAGUUCAAUUAAGAACUUUACUAAACGUUUUAAAGCUGAGCAAAGUAGACUAGAUGUGCUGAUCAAUAAUGCCGGUGUUAUGAGAUGUCCAAAAUUAGUAACUAAUGAAGGAUUUGAAAUGCAAAUUGGAACCAACCAUUUAGGUCAUUUUCUACUUACACACUUAUUAUUAGAUUAUUUAAAAGCUUCAGCACCUAGUCGAAUUGUAAAUGUAUCAAGCAUAGCACAUACAAGAGGAGAAAUUAAUACUGGUGAUUUUAAUAGUGAAAAUUCUUAUGAUCCAAAGAAAGUUUAUGAAAUGUCAAAGCUGUGCAACGUCUUAUUUACAAGAGAACUCGCUAAGAGAUUAGAAGGAACAAAUGUCACUGCUAAUUCUUUACAUCCUGGAAUUGUUGACACAGAACUAAUGCGACACAUGGGAGUUGUGAAUUCAAUCUUUGGAAAAGUCAUAGUUUGGCCAUUUUUAUGGAUGUUCUCUAAGAAUCCCUAUCAUGGUGCUCAAACAACUUUAUACUGUGCGCUAGAUCCAAGUUUAGAGAAAGUUUCUGGUGAAUAUUUUGCUGAUUGUAAAAAAACGGAACCAGCUGAUCAAGCCAAAGAUGAUACAAUGGCAUUAUGGCUUUGGAAGUUGAGUGAAAAAUGGUGCAGAAUCGCUUAAAAAGCUUUUAGUCAUGUUAAUUAUAGGAAUAUAAAGUACUUUAAAUGCAAAUAAAAUUUGUCACAUGUGCUUAAAAAUAACGUUUUUAGACAUUUGAUAUGAAAACCAUACAAAUUAUUUCUACGUUAAAACAAUUGUAAGGUUUCUGAGCAUCAGCAUGGC